Messenger RNA from Notodromas monacha, 355 nucleotides. Lineage: Eukaryota; Metazoa; Arthropoda; Ostracoda; Podocopida; Cyprididae. The record is from the annotation of a GenBank genome assembly.
GCUGGAUCACUUGAACCUCCGGUCAUACGCCGCCAUGGUGCGGAAUGCCGUGACCAAAGUGCUCCUUGAUGCCAAGGUGAGGACAAAAGACAUGGGAGGCUAUGCGACAAGCACUGAGUUCACCCAAGCAGUCAUCAUGAACUUGAAUCACCGGUGAGGUUGUAUCCCCUUCAAUAUGACUUGGAAUUUUAAAAGUUUGACGUUUUUGAAUUGCUAGUGGCAGAGGCUGGAUUAAAGUAUUGCUAAGCCUAUUCGUUUUAAAAACACAGUAGGAUUGUUGCAUCUCUUUGCUUUCCCGUGGAUUGUUACCAGCUGAAAGUGGAGACAUUAAAAUGAAGUUUUUUUCUUGUGGAAA